Molecule: messenger RNA, 837 nt
Organism: Ogataea polymorpha
Lineage: Eukaryota; Fungi; Ascomycota; Pichiomycetes; Pichiales; Pichiaceae
Exons: 1
Coding region: 1-573 (190 amino acids)
Biological process (GO): cytoplasmic translation
Cellular component (GO): cytosolic large ribosomal subunit; ribosome
Molecular function (GO): rRNA binding; structural constituent of ribosome
Source: RefSeq, a predicted model, not a curated record
AUGAAGUAUAUCCAAUCCUCCGAAAUCCUCGACGUUCCUCAAGACGUGUCUCUCGUCAUCAAGUCGCGUAACAUCCUCGUGAGAGGCCCUCGCGGUGAACUGAAGAAAGACCUGCGCCACAUCGAUGUUACCUUCACCAAGUUGUCCAAUACACAGAUUAAAAUCACUGUUCACAACGGAGACAGAAAACAUGUCGCCUCGCUGAGAACCGUGAAAUCUAUCAUUGCCAACUUGAUCAAGGGCGUCACUGUCGGCUUCAGAUACAAGAUGAGGUUUGUGUAUGCCCACUUUCCUAUCAACGUCAACGUUGUGAACGAGGAUGGUCAGGAGUACGUCGAGAUCAGAAACUUCUUGGGAGAAAAAAGGCUCAGAAAAGUCAAGGUGUGGGAGGGCUGCAAGGCCGUCAUCUCCACCGCCCAGAAAGACGAGCUCAUUGUCGAGGGAAACUCUCUCGAGAACGUGUCGCAGACGUGCGCAGACAUUCAGCAGAUCUGCAGGGUCAGAAACAAGGAUAUCAGAAAGUUCCUGGACGGUAUCUAUGUUUCUGAAAGAGGCCACAUUGUGGAGGCCUGAGCAUAUAGUUAUGAUGACACUUUCCGCCAAUUUGUGCUGCGAGCGCCGGGUGCCUCGCAGUGCUGCGAAUCGUUGCUUGCUGCAAAAGACGGCUCUUUACGAUUACGCAAGUAGUUUCUGUAGAUCCUGGUGUAGAGCCUGUGUAGUGUCUUCUCCCUGUAUCCCCGGUGUCGGGUGUGAUUAUUUUUCUCGUCCCGGCGAUUGGCCAGACCGGCUUUUUCUUAGCUGAGAUUACUUAAUGUGUGACUCUGCAGACUCUGGGCC